UGUCUCAGGGGAUCAGAAGCCCAGUGCGGUGUGUGAAGUGUCCUGGAGGAGAAAACAGAACAUAUGUGGGAAAUAGAAAGAUUUAUUGUGGAGAAGCUCGUGUGAAUGUGGAGUUUAUGAACAGAAGCUCUUGUGAAUGUGGAGUUUAUGAACAGAAGCUCGUGUGAAUGUGGAGUUUAUGAACAGAAGCUCGUGUGAAUGUGGAGUUUAUGAACAGAAGCUCUUGCAGACAUCUGCUGAACAUGCCUCCUCUCCCUGGUUUAAAGGCUGGGCAGGGGAUGGCGCAUGCGCACUGCACUCAGGGAGUGUUGGAGACGGUCAGAGAGACGGACCGUUCAGAACCCGAUCAGAACCGCGGUCUCCCGCCUGGAUAUAAUCCCAUAAUCCACACCUGUAAUGAAACGGUGCUUCGGCGUGUGUCGGCGCGCUGCCAUGCGGACAAACCGGACAUGUAUUACUACUGCUACCGGAGUACAAUGAGCGCGGCGUGGCCCGGAGCGGAGCGUCCGCAGAGCUGCUGCGGUGGUGGUGGUGGAGGAAGAAGCGGCCAGAUCGUGAACGGAAACGGUAUCGGAGAGAUCACCGAGUGGGAGUGCGAUCCCGCCGCCUGCACGGGGACGCGGGGGAGAGCGGACGGUGCGUGGCGCGGAGGCGCAGAUGGAGAGGAGGGUCCUCGGUGCACGGGGAGAACCGGGAGAGAAGCCGCGCAGAGAAAGUGCCGGAGACCGUCGGUGGCGCUUAGCAAGCGCCGGGGAUGCAGUUCCGGCGGGGGCGAGAAGAGGGCGUGUUUCUCCGCGACGAGCACCGCGGAGGCGUCGGCGGCGUUUCACUGCGGCGGCUCGGAGCCUGACAGCGGUACUGUGUCCGGUUACGGGGGCGAGGCUCGUGUCCGGAACACAUUGUGGGGAAGUGGAGAGAACCGCGAGGUGCGAGACGAAAGUGCGAGUUUUCCGUGCGACAGGAGCGGCGCGGUGAACGGAGAGCGGCGGCGUGGCUGCAGGACGGCCCGGGGCCGUGUGAGGCUGUGUCGCGUACGGUCCUUCCUGGCUUCUGCCGCGGGGAUGAGUGCGAGUGGUGCGGGGCGUGUGGCUCAACUCUCGGAGAACGGGGACUGGGCGCAUCGGCCGCAGCACACAACGAGGCUCGGCGUUGCUUCCUCCACCUCCACCGGCUGGUCCGGAGCGCGGCGGCGCGUUGUAAACGGCGGCCGGUGCGCGGUGCAGGUGGAAGCGUCCCGCGCCGAGGCCGAGAAGCGGCAGGUGCUGCUCGGAGAGAGAACCGAUGUGUUAUGGCGCCGCCUCCACGCAGUGCAGGUGAAGCAGGUGGAGCGACACGUCACGCAACAGCUGGGAGACCUGCGCGAAACCGCCGUGACCCCGAGCACCGCCGAGCUCAGCCGCCUGGCACGCACCUGCAGUGGUGUCCUCCGCACCGCUGGGGGCGCCCUAGACUCCGACCACACAGGCAGCUCCAGUGACACUGAGGAGGAGAAGGAGGACAAGGAUGAUGAGGAUGAUGAUGAUGAUGAUGAGAAUUGGUGUAAAGGAAAUGCUUCACCAUCCAGAGUGAAAUCAGUGUGCAGGAGCAGGGAGUGGCGGUGGAUAAGAGAGAGGGCGUGGCUAGGCAGUCGGUGGGUGUGGCUACAGGCUCAGGUGUCGGAGCUGGAGUAUGGGAUCCGUGCGCUGACCGAGCUCUAUAUGCACCUGCGGCAGGAAAAGGUUUCGCAGUUGAGAGCCAUUCACUCGGUACCUGAGACGCCCCUCAGAGCUCCACGCCCCUCUCCUGCAGCUCACGACUGCAGGUUCAGGAAAAGGCUAGCUGAAGACUCUGCCUCAUCAUCACACACCCCACAAAGCGGCACUUCGUCUGCUGCUCGGGUUCGCCCACUCCUGCACCGAGCGCGACACCGACUGAUCCGCUGGGAGGAUUGCCCUGAACUGGGAACUAAGGAUGUGAGCUUGCCCUGCUGCUGUGAGCCUCCUGCAGUGUGUGUGCUGUGUGGUCCUCCACACCCGCCCGCAGACGGGAAGUCCUCAUGCAGACGUCACAAAGGCCUGGAUCAGUGUCUUCACCCUGUUCUCUCCAUGCCUUCAGACUUUCCUCAGGCAGUGGAUUGUGUGACUCCUUUGCCGGCUGGACAUGGUUCUAAUGAUGUUACGAGGUGGAUGAGAGAAUUCACUUCAUCCUGCGUGAGAAGACGUGGUCAGGGACAGCAGAAGGUGGGGCGAGUGAGGAGGAGACUUGUUGGACCACGCCCACCCAGCACACUUCCUCCACUUGUGAACGCAUCAGGUGCUUCUAACUGCAAGAGCUACAGGGGUGUGGUCAGCUCGAGUGUCCUUCAUCAACAUGCAGCAAAUCUUCAUCUCCCUGGAUUCCUCACACCUACAGGCACACCCACACAGCCGUUGCGGAGGAGGAGAGGUGAAAGUUCAUACGAUAUUGAUAACUUGGUGAUGCCCCUGGGCCUGGCUGGACUCGGAGCACGAGUGCAGAAGCUGCAGUACAAAGAAAUCAUCACUCCCAGCUGGAGAGAGCUGGACUCUGCCUGGGGAGUCUUAAAGAAGUGUGUAGGUUCAGAUGGUCAGUGUGUGAACCACUCAGAUGCUCCACAUAGACCCAGUGGAGAAAACGAGAUGGAGGACGUGUCGGACACAGUGUUUCUGAAGAGGCAUGCCAUAUGGGAGAGCAGAGAGAGGAGUCGCUGGGGGAGUUGGGCUCGGAGACGGCACCGGGGCAGGUCCUCGUCGUCUCUCAGCAAUGGGAGGAGCUGCAGUGGGUGGGAGCAGGUGUGGAGCUCCCUGGAGCAUAGGCAGGGGGAGAUGUCACCAUGUAGCUCCUCCUGUUCUGCAGCAGAUGAUCCUUUCUACCAGAUGGAAGAGGAGCAGCAGUGUGUACAACCCUGGGAGCGCAGGUCGUUCCCCCUGCUGGAAGAGGAGCUCCGCCUGCUGCAGGAAAAUGAGGAGGCGGCACUGGAGGAGGAGGCGGAGCUUGAGGAGGAGGCUCGUGCAGCAAGCGGCCGCAGCCAGAGCACGGACUCUGGCAUCUCAGUGGGCAGUUUGGAGCUCUCGCCCAGGACCCCUCAACCACGUCAGCUUCACUCAGGAUGCCACCAAACAGCAAUCUACACAACUCAGGACUCAGACUCCUCCCUGCCUUCUGUAACCCCACCCACAGUGUCCUUCCUACCUUCUUUAACCCCACCCACAUUGUCCUCCCUGCCUUCUGUAACCCUGCCCUCACUGUCCUCCCUGCCUUUUAUAACUAGACCCACACUGUCCUCCCUGCCUUCUAUAACUCCGCCCACACUGUCCUCCCUACCUUCUUUAACCACGCCCACACUGCCUUCUAUAACUUCUCCCACACAGUCUUCCCUGUCUUCUUUAACUCCGCCCACACAGUCCUCCAUGCCUUCACCCAGCACUAACUGUCCUGUAACCAGCCACAGAGUGAACACAGCUGAGACAACUCCUCCAUAAACCAGCUGGGAGAACGUUCUUCCAACGUUCUCCCCAAAACCUCCUCUUCUGCAUAUCACGCCAUCCUAUCACUCUUCACUCAUUCUGCUCGCUCCCUCUCUCCGUUCAUCUUCUCUUCACUUCCUGUGUUACAUCAUAGGUUUAGUCCUCCAAUCUCUAAUGAGUAAUAGAGCAGAUCCAGGAUCAUGUUACUGUAGUACUGCUCACCUCCUCUUCCACCUUCAUCCCUCCAUCCACCUGUACCCAUAUCCUGCUAAAGUUACGUGUUCAGCUUGCAUUUCUCUCCAUCUGUUCUUUCUCUCUCCCUCUGUUUCUCUCUGAAGGACAGAUGUUCAGGUCCACCUCAGUUUCUCAGCGUGUUCUCUCUUAAUCCUGUCUGAAACAGUUGUUCUUUCUCUCUCCCUGUCGAAUCGAAACCAGUGACCAUGUUGUGAGUUGUUUGUUUUUGUUGUACUUAUUUUGCUCGUUCAGUCUCCUGGAGCCCGUGAUCUGCUUCCACACUGAGGACAAUCUCUUUCAAGAAGUUCUCUGUUAGACACCAUCUUCUGUUUUUAGUUAUCAUGUCUUGUUUAUGAGUGUUCUCCUCAGUCACAACUCUGUUAACUUUGUAUGAAUGUGUGUGUGCUUUUUGGAAACUUUUAUGGAAAAUGAAAACACACACACACACACACACACACACACACACAGCUGUCAAUACGAAAAUAAAAUGGAAAAAAGUGACUUAUUCCUUGAUGGAGAGAUCAGUGACAGAAAGCUAGUAGAUCAUGAUGAUGAUGAUGAUGAUGAGACUCAGUGCUGUGGAAUCAGUGGACUUGAU
Molecule: messenger RNA, 4296 nt
Organism: Silurus meridionalis
Lineage: Eukaryota; Metazoa; Chordata; Actinopteri; Siluriformes; Siluridae
Product: KAT8 regulatory NSL complex subunit 1
Exons: 12
Coding region: 210-3479 (1089 amino acids)
Cellular component (GO): NSL complex
Molecular function (GO): histone acetyltransferase binding
Source: RefSeq, a predicted model, not a curated record